Molecule: messenger RNA, 7692 nt
Organism: Colias croceus (clouded yellow)
Lineage: Eukaryota; Metazoa; Arthropoda; Insecta; Lepidoptera; Pieridae
Gene: Elys
Product: protein ELYS
Exons: 39
Coding region: 231-7556 (2441 amino acids)
Source: RefSeq, a predicted model, not a curated record
UCCGCGCAUACCGGUAUUGAAUGGAUUAUUUACGUCUAAACGGCCGUUAUGCGAUAAAAUUAUAUUAUUCACUUAAUUAUCAAAUAUUUUAUAUCUAGGAUCUGUGUUACAAAGUUUUCCUACCAAUCAUAAUCACAAAGAAUAAAUAAAACUAAUAUAAUGUCGUAUAACCUAUAAAUAUAUUAACUGUUGACAUAAAAUCUAAUAUAAAAAUACAAAAAAAUAACGAUAUGCAAAAAUUACAAGACAGCGUUUUUUCUAUCUUAAAAACUACUAGUUUAUCUCCAGCUGUGUUUAGUUUUCUACAACCUACUGAUGAUGCCACAGAAAGUUCACCUCUGGGAGGUAUAUUACGAGACACGAAGCACGGCUGGCUGGCACUGGGACCCAAGUUUUGUGUGGUGGAUCUAAGAAGUGGAUUAAAGGUAGCAGCAAAGAUUUUUGGAAAUGGUUCAAGCAACAUCUCCAUCACCAGUGUCAUAGAGCUGCCAAAAACCUUAACACACAACUCCAAACAGCUAGUCAUUAGUCUCGAGUGUGAUGAUAGUGGACUCAUUUGCAUAUUACAUAUAAAUGGAUCUCAAAUCUUGCGCUGUAUCCAAUCAGAUAUCAUCAUCACUGAGCUGGCCUUGUGUGAUGAUGUGUCUAGUGGCCCGUUUACUUGUUUUGAUGGGCUAAUAAUGGCUGGUACGCAGAGAGGAGAAAUUUUCGUGAUUGACCUAAAUAGAAGUGCCCUUUUGCAAGCAUUGAAAGAUAUAGCCCAAGGCAACGCUCAUCUAGUAAAAACCGAAACAGACCCUGCGACAUUAGUGCACAUUUCAUUAAAAGUAUUACAUAAGAUUGAACAGCAAGGCGAAUUACCAGCUAGCAAUGAUGAGCAUUUAGCUGUACUACUGAACGAAGACUCGUUCAUAGAUAAUCAAUACAUAUUCAGAAACCCGGAUGGUACAGCUCGAAUGAAAGCAAAACAAGAUCAUGUAAGAGUAACUGUAGUGCAAUAUAUACCGCAGUUAGGCAGUUUGGCUGUGGGCUUCAAUUUUGGAGCGUUUCAACUGUGGAACAUUCUAGACUUGGCUUUAGAGUUCACUUCUCAAGUUAAUGUGGAAUGUUUGCCGGUUACAGACUUUGGCUUUCAGGAACCAUGUGACGAUCCUAGAGCAUUUUGUUACUUAUGGGUCGUUUUCUCAGUAACAGACAGGUUUGAAGAACAAGAGUUUCCACUGGCUGUUAUGUAUUCGCUAACAUAUCAAGGCAAGAGGAUGUUAGUGGAUAAUAAGUGCUUGUAUCAGGAAUUUUCAACGGCUACAGUGCGUUUUCAAGUGGAAUUAGGGUCCAUGGACCACCCACAUCUCAUGGGUGGUAGAUGCAUUUCUUGUCACACAUAUUCCAUUAAUACUAUGUUGGGAGAUGAAGGGGAAGAAGCGAUGUUAAAUCUAUGUCAACUGGUCUGGGAGUGCUGGGGCGAAACGACUACAUCGUCUCACUAUGGAAUGUUAUUGUUUGAUCUGGACCAGUGGUAUAAAGACCAGAUGCCAGCAACAUACCAACUCCAAAGCAACACAUUCAUGAGUACAGCGUGGUGUUCAGAGCUCGGCAGAGGAUGUUUAUCACUCGAUAUGAGAUUAGAUCCAGUAUCUCUAUCGCCAUAUUCACAUGCCACGCGUUUGGAGGAACAUUUCUAUCCGAAUUCUUUGCAAUAUGAUUGCGUCUGCCUCAACACUUCCGAAGCCAUAGUACUCCACACAGUGGGCAUACAACGUCAAAUCAUAAGUUCCAUGGCGGAGGCCGGUCCGUCCUGUCUGUUGUCGCCCGCUAGACUGUAUACCGCGUGUUUGUCUGCGGGCUUGAUGCCGUUGUAUAGAGAUCACCAUGUGGAUAUGUCUAUGGAUGAACAAAGAAAAUUCAUUUUAUCCGUGGCGCUAGAAGCUCGUUUAUCGCAACUGCUCAAGCGAUGUGCGCAAGAGUGGGCCACCGGCACGCACGCUGGUGUUGGCUGUACACUUACUUUUUUGGUUGACUGGAGUUGGAGGCGAGCUAUUGAAUUGAAGGAAAAUGCUAAAGAACUCAUCUCACCAUUGUUCACGUCAGCUACGUUACCAGACAGGAAUGUUAUAAGAUGCCUGGAACAUUGCGUACAACAGCUGACUCAGUUGACGGGUUUACUCGAUGCGGUCUUAACGAAAUGCUGUAAUCUUGUUGUGCCUGAUGCGUUAAGCGAAAUGGAGGAAAAAUACAAAGGUAUCGGCACAGUAUCUCUAUACUUCCAAGUGGUGCAAUGGUUUCUAAGGGUCGGUCUGUUGCCGGAGCGAAACCACCCCCAUGCUGCGUUGCCGUACCCUGCGGAACAAUUGUAUGCUGUUUAUAAGAAACGUCGCGUAAAACUACAUCGCAUACAAGGAGAUACGAUAGAAGGCGAUCCAAGCUGCGUCCCUUGUCCCUUGUUAUAUGUGGACCAACUUAUACUCAACGAGUUUGGAGGGGAAGUUGUACAUAAAAUAUGGAAACGAGCCGGCAGUGAAUGUGCCGGUUUAUACCCUCCUCCAUCACUCUACGCGUUAUUACGACUCUAUCUCUUACCGGAUAUCUCUGAAGAACAUAAACAUUCGCUGCUUCUGUAUCUGCUGCUCGAUUACUCUAUGCUGUAUGAUGAUUCACAAUACGAAACGGUGAUCCGUCGUUUGAUGCAGUUCCCGCCAAUGUUCGGUCUCAGUACGACGCUAGUACGCGCCACGCAAGCCUUCUGGCAUUUGGAUCAUAGAGACUUUCAUUUUGCCCUCGACCAACUGCAAUGUCUAACAGGCAACACACUAACCGACUGGCAACACCAAGUCGUAUUAUCAUCUCUACUCGCACAAAAGAAAUCCCAAGCCGCCUUACAAUACUUACACGUUCGCAAACCGGCUCCCAUACAAAACAUGAAGAAUAACGAUAAACUGGAAGAUUGGCAGUCGUGCUGCGAUCUGUAUCUAGCAAGGGGUCUGGUGUUUGAAGCCCUAGAUGUGGUCAGAAUGUGUGUCCAAAGUGUGGUUUGUAAUGAGGAUAAGGUGCAAGUGCUGAAUUAUUUCUUUAAAGGUUGUCGUAACACGGGACAGCUAGCAAAAGUUCUACAAGUGACUUUACUACCAGUGGAAGAAGAAUGUUUUAUUAAAUAUUUGAAAGAUUGCAACGAGCCACAAACAUCUGAUAUACUGGUCAUGUACUUCUUACAACAAUCUAGAUACCUAGAAGCGGAACAAUACAACAAGCAGAUCAAAUCGAAACCCCGGUAUCGCGGCGCUCAUUCCACCGACUCGCUAACAGACGCGACAGAAAGAGACAACACUAGAGACACACUUGUAGCCGCGCUGGUGGCCGGCGUGCCGCGGAUAGCGGGCGAGGUUGCCGCACUGCUCGAUAGCGAAUAUGAGCCUCAUGUUGUCGCUCCAAAGCCGAUGUCGGUGUAUGUGAAACCAAACUCGCUUAAAAACACCUUUACCUACAAAUCUUCAUUCAUACAGGACACUAUAGAAAAUGCAAGUGAAACAUGGAUAAAUAAGCCGAAAAUGAGGAAAGGACUAAAAAGAGCGUUAAAUAUAGACGAAACACCGUUCAUUUGCACGCCUAAACUAUACAAGACAAAGAGUUAUCUCUCCGAACAAAAACCAAACGACUCCACACCGGCCAAGCGUGCCCGUCUCGAUCUAUCCCCCAAAACGCCUAAAAACAAAUCGGGCAGUAUUCAAGUUAGUCAAAAGUUGAGCGAACAGAUCGCUACACUGUUGGACAUGCCCGAUGUUGAGAGCCCGAGGUACAAACAUAACAACCGGCCGGAGACGCCGCAGAGUAUAUUGAAGAGUCGAAGAGCGGAAUGGCAAGAGAACGCAGUGUCUGUAACGGAUUUAGCGGUGGACAGUGAUGACGACAUGGACACGGCCAGCAAUCACACGCAUUACAGCGAUUCUACUAAUAAACACCUUCGUUUCACAAUACCAACACCAACGGAGUUGCCUCCAACUUCUCCUGUCGCAAUAGCUAUACAUAAAGCCCCGGAUUCGCCUGAUAAUGAGGUACAAGAACAAGACAAAACAUUGGAAUCUCCGCCAAAGAAAUUCGCGGCUGAAAGCAAGAUUAAUCCGAGAAAAUCAUACAAGGACUCCGUUAAAGGAAGAAAAUCCCUAUCAAUAUCAGCGAACAGUAGUCUAUCGGACGAUCCGAACACAUCAAUAGAGAGCAUAGCCGAUAUACCCGUAACUCUAAUAAACCCGCGUUAUUCCGGUGAAAGAAGAUUCAGCCGAACGCCAGAACCCGAAGAGCGUAAGAGAGAGACAGACAUACGUGAUCACACACGUGCGAGUGAGAUGAGGCGAUUCGGUACGGAAACGACUGAGUCAAGACGAUUUGUUACAGAGAAGAGUGAGAUAGAAAUACGGUUUGGUACGAGUGUGACAAGGACGGAUGAUGUUAUGGAGUUUAAUAGCUCAGCGGAGUUGAGUUUUGUACCGAAAACGCCUAAAGGUAGACGGAGCAUCAGGUCUGGUGUUAGUGAAAGUACACCAGUGGCUAAUAGAAGCCGCAGCGGAACUCCCGAACGUCAAGACUCACCGAUAGUUACUCCACUUCGUUCUAACAGAGCUACCAGAAGCCGAUCUCGUACGCCAGAAGUGAGCCCACGUACUUCGCCCCUGCCGGCCAUCUUGGAAGUGCCAAAAUUGGAACAUGCUGAUGAAUUAAACCCUACAGAUACAUUGUCUGUACCAUCUACUAGAAGCAGAUCGCGCACACCAGAAAGAAUAGAGAGAGUCAUGGAGUCGCCUCGUUUAGAAGUUAUCAAGGAGUCGCCUACUAAGCCUUCUGAAUCGCCCACACGUAGAAGCCUGAGAAGUCGAUCCCGCACUCCUGAGGUGGAAAUCCAAAAAGAUCAACACAUUUUAGAGAGUCCACGAAGCUUGAGGAGCCGCUCCAAAACACCAGAAAAACUAAUGUCACCCAAGAAAGACAUUACUGCCAAGAGUAAAAAAUCGCUCUCCAGAAUGGUCUUAGAAGCGAACACAUUCGCUAAAACUAAACAAAACGUAGAGACAGUCGAAUCAGAAAGUACUGAAGAUAAAUCUGAAAGUAUCAUCGAAUGUACUCCAAUGAAGGCUUCCAAACAAGGCACUAGUUUGAUGGACGUUACCUUCUCGCCUAUAGUCAACAAAUCUGUUCUACAAAGCUCCAAUGAUAGUCUAUCUGUAACAGCAGGGAAAAUAUCCAAAAUGGAUGAAAGCUCCAAUGAAAUUAAACCCCUCCCAGCGUUUACUAGCAUUCACGAAACAUUUGUAGAAAAAUCAGUGCUACACAGUUACCAAAGCAGUAUGGGUGAAACAUCUAGUAUUCAUGAAGAAAGCGUCACUCGUGCAGAAGUUAAAUCCCUACCGUUCACGACUUUCAACGAAGACGCGGGCAAAUCAGUGUUACAUAGCUUCGAGAGUUCCGUAGAAACAAGUUCGCAUACAGACAACAAGGUGGAAAAACUACCGCCUGAAAUUAAGAUGGACGAAAGUGAAUUGGGCAAAUCCGUCUUAGGUAAUGAUAGUACAAUUGAAAAACAGAUCAAUCAGUCGAGUUUAAUGACAAGUGACAGUGAUAUUGAUAUGGAUAAAAAUUGGAAAUCUCAAAUGGAACAAGAUACGGCGAGAGUUAUUCAGAAGGAAAAAGAGAAGAUUGUGGAAAUUGAGCGGGAGAUUAAUGAAAUUGAGGGGGAGAUGUCUGAUGAUGAGUGUCGGGAGGAAUCUGACUCUGGCACUGAGGUGGAAGUCGAGGUGGAGGAAGUUGAAGAGGAGGAGGAAGAGGAAAGUUCGGAGGAAGAAUCAUCAUCAUCAUCAAGCUCAGAAGAAGCUGAAGUUAUAUCCAUAAACGAUUCAGACUCAGAUUCGAAUCAACUACAAAUCCAGGAAAUAGUGGAACAAGAGGCACAGGAAAAUGUCAUAAGUGAAGAAAAUGUUGAAAAUAAUGUAGUAGUAGAAUCACCAAAUGAAACAAAUGAUAAUAAUGUCGAAGAUAAUAAACAGAGUGAAGUAGUUCAAGUUAUAGAAGUGGUUGAUGAUUUGAACCAAGCACAUGCGUCAAUGCUUACCGAUGAUAAUUCAGUCAUCGAAUCUGACCAAUCAGGGAAUCUUAAUUAUUCUGAGGAAAAAGAAGAGAAAAAUGAUAAUGAUGUCGCUAUGGAAACUGAUCAAGAUCAACAAGUUCAAGUCACGGUAUCAGUUGUAGAUGUUAUUCCUGAAACUAAAAUGAGUGAAACAAACAAAACUCCAGUAGAUAUGGAUGUUGUAGACGCCACAGCAAAGGAAACCACACAAAACGUUGAUACGAAAUUAGAAUUGGAGGAAACACAUAAAGAUUCAGAUAAGCAAGAGAAAAUAACUGAUAGUGAUGUAAAUAAAGGCACGAUAGUUGAAGAGAAACAAGAUAAAGCAGAAACACAAGCAGUUGGUGAAUUAGUUCAAGAAACGCAAAUAGAAAAGGCAGCGCCUCGCACUAGAAAGCGAUCGACGUCCACUAAAUCUCAAGAUAUUACUGAUACAACUGAAAUUGCUACAGAAAAUCCAAAGCAACAGUCCAGAAAAGGCUCAACAACAGAUACUGACAAAGAUCUUGAACCAAAAACGCCACGCAAACGCACCACGUCAGAGAAAAACGACCAGAACAUUCCAGAAACGCCUGAAGAUUCGCCCAGACGUGGUCGACGAUCCAGAACACCAAACACAGAAAUAAGAAAGAUUCUUACCAGACGGGCAUCUAGAGAAUUAUCCGAAAAGGACGAUGAAUUAAUGCCGUUAGAAGAAUUAACUCCACGACGUCGAACAAGAGGUAGUAACAAAAAAGAUGACGAUACAGCUAGCGUUGCUUCGGAAAGUUCGGGAAAGUCAGCAAAGAGUAAAGCUAGUGAGGACGGAGAUAGGAGCGUAAGGAAAGGAAGGAAAUCCAUAUUGAACACUAAAACCGAUUUGUCUGUGAUACCGGAAGCGCCCGUUGAAGACGCGAAUAAGGAUAGUCAAGAUGUUAACGAAUAUUCCAGUGCUAGACGAUUACUCCGUUCCCAAAAAGCCGUAUUAGAGACGGUUCAAGCGAAAUCGCCUGGUCGUCGGCGAAGGCCCUCGCAAGAAGCGUCUACUUCGAUGGACGUACAAACUAUACAUCCAAUUUCACUUCUAGAUAAAUCUGAUUUUGAGGGCACGCCCGAUCCCGAAGAGUUUCAGAAUUCACCCGAUUCGCUCGUUUCCUCCGCUAGUAAACCGACACGUCGUAUAAGUCGCGCCGCAUCAGAAACUAAAACGAUAGUGAAACCCGCCAGAAUCAGUCGCAGGAUCUCCGCAGAUGUCUCGAUAAGCAGUCCAGUAGCAGGCUCCCCGCUAGCGGACCCCGACACGCCCACACGCGGGCGCAGAGCGUCGUUCACACGCGCGUGCCAAGCGAUACACACGCCCAAGCGGAGGACUUCUACCGAUGUUAAGAAACGCGACGCCGACAGCAAGGCGGGCUCGCCCGUGACGUCAGAGCGGGGCACGCCCACACGACGCAAUUCGCAACUAUAGUUUCAUUGGUCUCGGGAGAAAAUCUACAGGAAGCGUGUUAAUAAUGUUAAGCAAAUGUAUGGAAUAGGAUAAUUAAUUUUUAAUUUUAUUUGUUUUUUCAUUUUUAAUUUUUAAUAUACAAUACAAUUAUUAAAAA